Messenger RNA from Octopus sinensis (East Asian common octopus), 543 nucleotides. RefSeq names its product calcium uniporter protein, mitochondrial-like. Gene Ontology annotation, cellular component: uniplex complex; mitochondrial inner membrane. Gene Ontology annotation, biological process: calcium import into the mitochondrion; mitochondrial calcium ion homeostasis. The record is from RefSeq and is a predicted model, not a curated record. Gene Ontology annotation, molecular function: uniporter activity; calcium channel activity. The transcript has 2 exons. Bases 26 to 358 code for a protein of 110 amino acids. NCBI's taxonomy places the organism in Eukaryota, Metazoa, Mollusca, Cephalopoda, Octopoda, Octopodidae.
CAUCUCGGUUGAAGAUAAAUUUAAAAUGUCAUUAAUUGACUUAUUCAGUACGUUCAAUGUGACAGCGCACAAGGAGACGAUCGAAAGGAAAUAUACAGACCAGAUUGCCACUUUGACCAAGGAAUUAGAACCAUAUGAACGGAGUAGGAAUCAAAUGAUCAAAGCUGCCGAUUGGAGGGCACAGUCCAUUGGCUGGUUAGGUUUAGUGUUUAUGGGACUCCAAACUGGUGUUUUGGCUCGACUUACAUGGUUUGAGUACUCGUGGGAUAUCAUGGAGCCGGUCACCUAUUUUGUCACAUAUGUCACUGGAAUGUUCUUCUAUGCAUAUUACAUGGUCACGCGACAGGUAUUUGGAUGAUCUGAUGGCAGGAAUAUACCUACAGGGAUGCCCGCAAUAGACAUUUCCUCCAGGCACUCCAUAAGAUGUUCGCUAAAAAUGGGCUGAGUGUCGACGUUUACAACGAACUUACCUCUCAAUUGGCUGAAGCGAACAAAAAUCUCGAAGCCCUCCGAAACAAUUUUCUCCAGCUUCAAAUUCUUAAA